ACCAAAAUAUGUCAGGAGUAGUCCUUUCCCUUCGUGCAGACACAAAAAUCAACCAAUACAGAAAGGUAGUUCAUUCUCUCUCCACCUAAUUGAAGAAAUGUCUCCUCGUUUCAUCAUCACCACCCACUCCAUGAUUGUUGAGUUAUCAACUAAUCCCAUUAAUUAUUAUUAUUAUUAAACUUUCAAGAUGUAUAAAUAUAUUUACCUUUGUUUUUUGAUUUUACAUCCCAAUUUGUUUGUUUCAAGGGCUUGAUUGUUGAUGAUAAAGGUAGAAGAAAUAAGUUGUUUUGAUGAAAAUCAUAGUUAAACAGAUUGGUUGAGUGAUGAAUAACAGAGCUUUACAGCUUGUAACUCAGAUUAUAGUAAUGACUCUUCUUAUAUCAGUAGUGUUGUUGUUUUUGGGAAUCGGAGUAUUGAUUUUCAUUCAUAUUUGUGUUGUGGGAACAACGUUAAGGAGAAGAUUUGGCAAUGACAGAAGUGAUGAAAGAGGGAGUAAUAAAAGCAUGUCUCUGCACGACAUAGAGAAGCUUCCAUGCUUUGAUUAUAUAGCGAAGAGUAAGGGAAGUAGUCCGGUUGAUUGCGCUGUUUGCUUGGAUAAUUUCAAGAAGGGUGAUAAGUGCAGGCUGCUGCCGUUCUGCAAGCAUAGCUUUCAUGCUCAGUGCGUGGACUCAUGGCUUCUCAAGAACCCUAUUUGUCCGAUUUGUCGAAGCGAGGCGGAUUCCCGAAGGUUUGGUGAAGACAGCAGCGGUUUCAGUGGUGUUAGUAGUAUUGAGUUGAGAAAUCAUCAGCAGCCAACAGAAAAUUUACAAGGGAGUGAUAUUAGAAUUGAGUUGGUGGAGAAUAAUACCCAGAUGAUCUCACCAAGAAGCCAUGAAAAUGAUGAUCAAAUUCAUGGUGGUGUUAAUGAAUCAAGAGAGAAUCAAACAAAUCUUGUUGCUGUUGGGACGUCUCAUGGUGAUCAACUGAGUUAAAAUCUUGGUAUUGUUUAAAGAGAUUACUUAUAAAAGUUUUAAUUGGAAUAUAUAUGAUCAAUUGUUGUGUUAGAUAAUUAAACUGUGAAAGAGAUUACUUAUUAAGUAAAGUCAUUGUUGUAUCAAUUUACGCAAAUUAUAACUAAAAGGGGUUAAGUCUUAUUUUAA
Mangifera indica (mango) is the source of this 1139-nucleotide messenger RNA. RefSeq names its product E3 ubiquitin-protein ligase ATL23-like. The transcript has a single exon. Lineage: Eukaryota; Viridiplantae; Streptophyta; Magnoliopsida; Sapindales; Anacardiaceae. The record is from RefSeq and is a predicted model, not a curated record. Bases 324 to 971 code for a protein of 215 amino acids.